Molecule: messenger RNA, 3143 nt
Organism: Arabidopsis arenosa
Lineage: Eukaryota; Viridiplantae; Streptophyta; Magnoliopsida; Brassicales; Brassicaceae
Source: the annotation of a GenBank genome assembly
CUAAACCCUACUUACUGCUUCUAGAAUCUUCGACGAUCUGCUUCAUUUGUCAAUUUAGCUUCUUCUUUAGUUCGAUCUGAUCUGAAGCAAUUGCAAUCUUCUCGGUUGUGUGAGAAUCAAUCACCAUGUAUCGUCUUGUCACCAACGUUGCUUCCAAAGCUAGGAUUGCCAGAAAUUGUACAAGCCAGAUUGGAAGUAGGCUCAAUUCCACUAGGAAUUAUGCUGCAAAAGACAUAAGGUUUGGUGUUGAAGCUCGGGCUUUAAUCCUUAAGGGUGUCGAGGAUCUUGCUGAUGCAGUUAAAGUCACUAUGGGACCUAAGGGUCGUAAUGUCAUCAUCGAACAAAGCUGGGGUGCACCAAAGGUGACAAAAGAUGGUGUCACUGUUGCCAAGAGCAUUGAGUUCAAGGACAGAAUUAAGAACGUUGGUGCCAGUCUUGUCAAACAGGUUGCUAAUGCCACAAAUGACGUAGCUGGUGAUGGAACAACAUGUGCUACAGUCCUAACUCGAGCUAUCUUCACGGAAGGUUGUAAAUCAGUUGCCGCUGGAAUGAAUGCAAUGGACCUUAGACGUGGUAUCAAAUUGGCAGUUGAUACUGUUGUGACGAACUUGCAGAGCCGAGCACGCAUGAUUAGCACUUCUGAAGAAAUUGCCCAAGUUGGAACAAUAUCAGCUAAUGGAGAUAGAGAAAUUGGUGAACUGAUUGCAAAGGCUAUGGAAACUGUUGGCAAAGAGGGAGUGAUCACAAUUCAAGAUGGCAAGACCUUGUUUAAUGAGCUGGAAGUUGUUGAGGGUAUGAAGAUUGACAGAGGAUACAUCUCCCCAUACUUCAUAACUAACCCGAAAACCCAAAAAUGUGAACUAGAAGAUCCUCUUAUUCUUAUCCACGAGAAGAAAAUUUCCAAUAUAAACGCUAUGGUGAAAGUCUUAGAACUGGCCCUCAAGAAGCAAAGGCCGCUGCUGAUCGUUGCUGAGGAUGUGGAAAGUGAUGCUCUUGCCACCCUCAUUCUGAACAAACUUCGUGCUGGAAUCAAGGUCUGUGCUGUGAAGGCCCCUGGUUUUGGAGAGAACCGAAAGGCCAAUUUACAUGAUCUAGCUGCCCUCACCGGAGCCCAGGUAAUAACAGAAGAGUUAGGUAUGAAUCUCGACAACAUUGACCUCAGUAUGUUUGGAAACUGCAAGAAGAUAACUGUAUCCAAAGAUGAUACUGUUGUUCUCGAUGGGGCUGGUGACAAGCAAGCAAUUGGGGAACGAUGUGAACAGAUACGAUCCAUGGUUGAAGCGAGCACGUCUGAUUAUGACAAGGAGAAGUUGCAAGAAAGGUUGGCUAAGCUUUCGGGUGGUGUUGCUGUACUAAAGAUUGGAGGAGCGAGUGAGACAGAAGUUAGCGAAAAGAAAGAUAGAGUAACUGAUGCUCUAAAUGCCACUAAAGCAGCCGUAGAAGAGGGUAUUGUUCCAGGUGGUGGUGUUGCUCUUUUGUAUGCUUCGAAAGAACUUGAUAAGCUUUCCACAGCUAACUUUGAUCAGAAAAUUGGUGUUCAAAUCAUUCAAAACGCUCUCAAGACACCUGUUUACACGAUUGCUUCCAAUGCUGGAGUCGAGGGUGCAGUUAUCGUAGGCAAGCUGUUGGAGCAAGAUAAUCCUGACCUUGGUUAUGAUGCUGCUAAAGGAGAAUAUGUCGACAUGGUAAAAGCCGGUAUUAUUGAUCCUUUGAAAGUGAUCAGAACCGCAUUGGUUGAUGCUGCAAGUGUCUCGUCUUUGUUGACAACGACUGAAGCAGUUGUGACUGAGAUUCCAACGAAAGAGGUUGUGUCUCCGGGUAUGGGUGGCGGCAUGGGUGGCAUGGGCGUGGAAGCUGCUACACGAACGAGACCAUUGCAGAUCAAUCCUGGUGACUUAGAGGCUGCUCAUCUAGAUGAACUCAUAAGGGAAAUAGAACAGAGGAGUCUCUUUUACUACCAAGAGAAAAACAAGUCUUUGAGAGCUCGUUAUGUCUACGGAACCAUCUUCUUGAUUAUAAACCUAUGCGCUUGGUUUAUCCGUGACUACGCACAAAAGGCUCUGGCCUUGCUUCCAUAUGUCAGUAGUUGUGGACCAGAAGGAAGUCAUUGUUUCCAUACGCUUGGAGUACUUCGCAUAUUUUACUUUAUUAUGUUCCUCUCAACAUGGAACACAAUGAAACUCCACGAAGCUCAAAACAGUUGGCACUCGGAUAAUUGGAUCUUCAAGUUUUUUCUGCUGGUUUUAGUCACGGUAGCUUCUUUCUUCAUACCUCAGCUUUACAUCCAAAUUUACGGGGAAAUCGCGCGUGUUGGUGCAGGGAUAUUUCUUGGUCUUCAACUUGUAAGUGUUAUCGAAUUCAUCACUUGGUGGAAUAACUAUUGGAUGCCUCAUGACCAAAGUAAGCAAAGCUGCUCUUUUGGUUUGGUCAUGUCAAUAGUUUUCUACAUCGGUUCUGUUUGCGGGAUUGCAGUGAUGUACUACUUUUAUGCAGCUUCGACUGCUUGUGGCCUCAAUAUGUUCUUCAUCUCAUGGACUGUUGUUCUUUUAAUCGUUAUGAUGGUUAUGUCCUUGCAUUCAAAGGUGAAGAAUAGAGGACUUUUGUCUUCUGGGAUUAUGGCUUCUUACAUUGUCUUCCUAUGUUGGUCUGCGAUCAGAAGCGAACCUUCACAUACAAAAUGCAAUGCACAUACUCAAAACGGUCAUACUGAUUGGACUACAGUAUUGAGUUUCCUUAUAGCUAUAGUCGCCAUUGUGAUGGCAACAUUCUCAACCGGGAUCGAUUCAGAAUCCUUCAGGUUCGAGUUCCGUAAAGAUGAAGCGAAAGAAGAAGACGAUAUACCAUACAGCUAUGGAUUCUUCCACCUUGUGUUCUCCUUAGGAGCAAUGUACUUUGCUAUGUUGUUUAUCAGCUGGAACCUUUCACAUUCACCUCAAAAAUGGAGCAUUGAUGUUGGAUGGACAAGUACAUGGGUGAAGAUAGUGAACGAGUGGUUUGCUGCAGCGAUUUAUCUUUGGAAGUUGAUUGGUCCUAUUGUGAGACAGCCUAGAGUUCACGAACAACCUCAGCCAACAGCAGCAGAAGUGGACAGAUAGAUAGACAUUUGCUAGAAGUUUUGAAGUUAAUACAGAAUCUUUGAGGUC